This is a messenger RNA of Aspergillus alliaceus, 285 nucleotides long. RefSeq lists its product as uncharacterized. NCBI's taxonomy places the organism in Eukaryota, Fungi, Ascomycota, Eurotiomycetes, Eurotiales, Aspergillaceae. The transcript has 2 exons. The record is from RefSeq and is a predicted model, not a curated record. Gene Ontology annotation, biological process: regulation of DNA-templated transcription. Gene Ontology annotation, molecular function: DNA-binding transcription factor activity. Bases 1 to 285 code for a protein of 94 amino acids.
AUGAACAGUCGUACCGUGGCACAGCAUGUCUCGCCGGCCGCGGACCAAGACCGGCGAAGGCUACAGUUAAUAACAGCCCAGCGGGCCUACUGUGAGCGACAGCAGGAACGACUUCUCAAGCUUAGGCGCAAGAUUGGCGACCUUGAAGAAAUAAAUACAACUCUCCACGCGCACAAUGAGCAACUGCAGCUGGUGAUUGCAGAACUGGCAGUAGAGAAUAGUACCGUCUUUGCGACGUCCUUGAGAAAAAACAUCUCGACUACGGAAAAGCGCUGCAUUGGAUGA